Lingula anatina is the source of this 4457-nucleotide messenger RNA. Its product is annotated as DNA excision repair protein ERCC-5. Gene Ontology annotation, cellular component: nucleus. The record is from RefSeq and is a predicted model, not a curated record. Gene Ontology annotation, biological process: nucleotide-excision repair. NCBI's taxonomy places the organism in Eukaryota, Metazoa, Brachiopoda, Lingulata, Lingulida, Lingulidae. Gene Ontology annotation, molecular function: single-stranded DNA binding; DNA endonuclease activity.
UUUUCAAAUUGCGGCGAAAUUUUGCUGUGCUGUGUAUUAUUUCCUUGCCAGUGCUUGUGUUGAGAGGAGUUUUAAGAGAGAAACACAUCGGUUAGACUGAUAUGGUGUAGUAUACAAUAUCAACAGUGUUCUGGUAUGGGAGUGCAAGGCCUGUGGCAGUUACUACAGACUGCAGGGAGACCUGUGACACUAGAGUCUCUGGAGGGACAGGUCCUAGCAGUGGAUGUGAGUAUUUGGUUAAACCAGAGUGUGAAGGGGAUGAGGGACAAACAUGGCAGUCCUCUCCCUAACGCCCACCUCAUCACGCUCUUCAACAGGAUCUGUAAGCUGCUCUACUACAGGAUAAAGCCUGUCUUUGUGUUUGAUGGGGGUGUGCCUGCCCUGAAGAAGCAAACCCUGGCUGCCAGGAGACAAAGAAAAGAACAGGCAGAAAAAGAAACUGGGAAAACAUCACAAAAAAUCCUCACAAAUUUCCUGAAGAGACAAGCAGUUCAGGCAGCUAUAGGGAAGGGAGGAGAGAAAGCCACUGUGCCAGAAAUCCCUGCUAAGCCUUCCACUUCAAAAGAAGCUGACAUGUACCAAUUGCCACCUUUACCUGAACAAGACAGUUCAGAAGCAGUAGAAGAAGAAGAACCUGAUCCAUGGGAAGAAAGGAUGCUUCAGAGGGACAUAAUAAUGAGUGAAUAUCAAGACUUUGGUAAUGUUGACAUUGACAGUGAGGAGUUCAGAAGUUUUCCUCCUGAAGUCCAACACGAGAUACUGACAGAGAUUAAAGAGACUAAGAAAAGAGUGGGUUGGUCACAGUUUGAUGAAUUACCACAGGACUCUGAUCAGUUCUCUGGCUUCCAAAUCGCUAAAAUUGUCCGUCAGAACAAGCUGUCACAACGCAUCGAAGAUGUCCGCAAAGAAAUGAACCAUCAGGCACUGGGCAGUAUGGGUCCCAGCCUGACCCAAGGUCACCCUGUGACCCAAAUCACCUCACAUCGCAUUGUAUCCGAGGACACGUCUCAUGCCAUUCUCAUUAAAGGAUUAUCAAAUCAGAAACCAUCUGCUGAGACUGCUGGGACUUCUUCUUCCAAUAUGGCGGAUGUUUACAGUGUCGAUGACUUUGGUACUCUAUCAGAUGAGUCCGAUUUCGAGGAAGAACCUUUAAUGCUCCAGCUGAAAAAGAAAACUGAAAUUUUGGGCAAAACUGAGCAGAAAGUUUCACUGAUUGAUUUAACAAAGAAAGUAGAAACCAAAGAGGAGUGCAUUGUGAUUGAUGAUGAGGGAGACAUGCCAAUUCCUUAUAAUACUGGCUCAGGGAGAAGGACUGCAGAAAAAAACUCUACAGUGGAAGCAAUUCAGUCCUCUGCUUUGGUGGAUCUCACAUCAAGCACUUCUCUUUCAGACAGCACACUUUCCAAUAAAAACACCAGGAAUAAUGAUCUUUUUCUGGACCAAAGUGAAGCAAAUGAAACAGAAUCUAUCAGCAUAAAUGAACCAGUAAAACAAAGUAACAAUAUGACAGUAGAUAAUAACCUAUCAGAAAAACAUGUGAAAGUUAAAGAUGGAAAAGAACAAUCUGAAAGGGAGAUCAUUGGGCCAGUUCACAAAACCAGAAACGACUCUGUUGAGUCAGACUGUGUUGAUUUAACUGUGAACAAUAGUAAUGCUGAUGAAAAUGGUGGUAAUAGAAUUUUGGAGAAACAUCAUGAGGUGUCUACACGUGUGAAAUCUACUUGUGAUUCUGAGAAAAGAGUUACUGUUACAGCACAGGGAGAAGCAGUUUUUAGGACUGAAGAGGGAGGGUUUAUUUUGGUUGAUGAAGAAAAGGAAGACAAGAAAAGUAAAGGUGCUCAUUUCCAAGAUACCAUAGUUCAGUCACAGACUGUAUUCCCUGAUCAAUUAGUUAAUGAAUAUGACAACAAAGGUGAAGCCUCAAAGACCUUGGCUCAUAAUUCAGAACUCAAUCAAAAGGUCCAGUUUAAGGAUCAGCCUGUCUUGGAUAACACCCCUGGUGCCAGUUUCACUGGUCCCAGUACUGGGACAAGGACUGUGCCAAAUUCAACAAUAAAUGCCACAGAGUCUGGAAAAUCAAUAAAUGGCGUCUCCUCUGAAGUGAUUACAGAAGCCUCUGAAGAUAAUGACACCUCUGCUGAUGCCAAAUUUAAAACUGAAAAGAAAAGAAAACAUGAUAAUGGCGAUGGUGAUGCUCCCAUUUCAAGCAUGCCAGAAAAGAAGAUGAAAGUUGAAAGCUGUCUGUCAGAUGACAAGAUAGAUACAAUAGCAAUAACAAUUGACCCCAGUGCAGCGCCCCCUGGUGAGGAUGACCUGUUUCCUGCGAGUAUAUUUACAGCAGUAAAGACACCAGCACCAACAUUUCAAUCAACUGAAAGGGAAGUAGAAGACUGGAAAAUAAGGGAAGAGCACUUAGAUAGGGUGAAUGCAAAUCGGGCCUCUCAAUUUUCGCAGGCUGAGUUGGAAGAUUUGGACCAAGAGCUUAUAUUUGAAGAGAGAAAUCUGAGGAAGACCAAAGGACAGCAGGAGAGACUGGCAGCCACAGUGACAGAGAAGAUGCAGGCAGAGGCACAGGAACUCCUUCAGCUAUUCGGGAUCCCCUAUGUAGUAAGCCCCAUGGAGGCCGAAGCCCAGUGCGCCCAGCUUGACCAGCUAAACUUGACCAGCGGGUCCAUCACGGACGACAGUGACAUCUGGCUGUUUGGUGGACGCAGUGUCUACAAGAACUUCUUCAACCAGAACAAGCAUGUUGAGAGAUAUAAGAUUGAGGAUAUAGAAAAACAUGUUGGUCUGGAUCGUAGGCGGUGUAUCUGUGUGGCGCUGGUAUGUGGCAGUGAUUACACCGAAGGCCUACAGGGGGCAGGACCUGUCACUGCCAUGGAGAUCCUGAGUGAAUUUCCUGGAGAAGAUGUGGAUGCUUUGGUUGCCUUCAGGGAGUGGUGGCAGGCGGUACAAAAUCGGCCAAAACCUUCAGCUGGUGAAAGUAAGACAAAAAGCAAGCUAAAGAAACUGCAAAUUAGAGCAGGUUUCCCCAGUUCCACCGUGAUCGAGGCUUACCUUCAGCCCACAGUAGAGGAUUCCAGAGAACGCUUCAGUUGGGGACGACCUGACCUUGACCUACUUAGAGAAUUUGGGUCCGAGAGGUGUGGCUGGACCAGAAAGAAGGUGGAUGAAAUGCUGCUCCCUGUGAUGAAACAAUUAAAUAACACCACUAGCCAAAACAGGCUGGAUAAAUACUUCACUGUGGAUUUGUCUGAGAAGAGGACUGUAAAGAGCAAAAGAUUAGCCAGGGCCAUUGACUUGUUUCACAACCCCUCACAAGCAGACAAGGAAGAUAAAUCAGGCAAAAGCAAUGGAAAGACCAAAGGCAAGAAGAAAAUGAAGAAUGAAAGUAGGUCAAGGUCUGAGAAAGGUCAAAGAACUUCUACAGGUCAGAGUUCUAAAUCUAAGGGAGUGAAAGAAUCCCCAGAACAUGAACUUAAUUUUUCAGAGCCGAGUUCGGAAGAGGAUGAGGAGGACAAAGCAAAAUUGACCGCAAAAAACAGAAAAAUUGACAACAAACAAAUUCAAGCCAAGGAAAAGGGACAGAAUGUGCAAUCUACAAGCAGUGUCAAAGGUAGCAGUAGUAGUAGUACUGUAUUACCUCAGAAAAAGUCCAAAGGUAAAAGUGACAGUAUGACGAAAAGUAAGAAAACAUCCAAUAAAUCCUGCAAAAAGCAGACAAACAAAAGUCUUGUUCCAUCACUGGAAAGGAGAACCGGCCCUUCUAGAACCUCUAAAGCUAAGGCCACUGGAAGGAUUGAAUCUCUGCAGUUGUCAGAGUCUGAUAGUUCUCAAUCAGAUUGAUUUUUUACCCUCAGUAAAUUUGAAUUUUGUUGUUACAGAUUAAGGUAAAUGAUUUUUCCCAAUGGAAAUUCUUUAUGGGAAUCAAUAAAGCAAUAAAACAUGACAAAUAAUAGUUAUUAUGAUAAAAUAUGUAAAAGACAAAUGGGUUUGUAAGUGAUUUAUAGCAUGAGCUUCAGUAUAUUAUGUUUUGUAUUUUUCUGAUAGCUGGGAAAUUAACUGUGGCCAGUACUGUAUAUGACAUAUUUGAGUAAGUGUUGUUGCAUGAAUUUCGGUCCAUGAUGUAGUGUAUGAUAUACCUUGCAUUUUUCCUUGUAAUGACAGUAAUGUGUUUUUGAAUCAUUAAUAUUUUUCAACUGUCAAUCAUUAUGUAGAGGAUAGCUUGUGUGGCAGCCGGGUCCGACAAGACAAUAUUGUAAAAUUAUUUAUUUAAAAAGAUUGCUUCAAAAUCGAAUUGAAAUUUAUUUAUUAAGACAAGUUGGUAUAUUUUACAAACUUUGUGAUUUGAACUGGUGGUCUUUCUCAUAUUUUUAUUAUUCCAUAUGCUAUAUUGUAUCCCUUUAUGUUGAAAGAAUAUUUACAACUGUUGCAUAAAUUAUUUUGAAAUUUACAUA